Messenger RNA from Ostrinia furnacalis (Asian corn borer), 1037 nucleotides. RefSeq names its product Cytochrome c oxidase copper chaperone COX17. Gene Ontology annotation, molecular function: copper chaperone activity; copper ion binding. The coding region runs from base 101 to 313 and encodes 70 amino acids. The record is from RefSeq and is a predicted model, not a curated record. Lineage: Eukaryota; Metazoa; Arthropoda; Insecta; Lepidoptera; Crambidae. Gene Ontology annotation, biological process: mitochondrial respiratory chain complex IV assembly. The transcript has 2 exons. Gene Ontology annotation, cellular component: mitochondrial intermembrane space.
UAUGACCUUGAUGGGCCUUGAAAAAAAAAAUUGUCUGACAUUUUCACGUGCGCCGUAUUUUGUAUUGCAUCAUAAUUUCAGUGAAUUUUUAUAACUAAAAAUGGGAAACGCAAGUGCUAAAGCUGCUGAUGUGAAGGUUUUGGAGGCUCCGGCUCCUGCCACUGCAGAAAAGCCGAAGUUAAAGCCAUGCUGCGCGUGCCCGGAGACCAAAAGAGUGCGAGAUGCUUGCAUCAUCGAAAAAGGUGAAGAAAACUGCGGUGACCUGAUUGAAGAACACAAGGCUUGCAUGAGAAAAAUGGGCUUUAACAUCUAAUAUCUCUACCAUACACAGUACCUAGUAUUGUACGAGACAUGCUAGUCAUAUCACUAAUGUUACAUUGAUGACAUCAUCGACACUCCCCAUCAUCAAUGUUCAUAACAAUUUUUAACUUGAUAUGACAUUCUUUUAUAAUUAUUUUAAAGAAGCAUGAUCUGUGUUAAACCAGCGUUAUAAUUCACAAAAAGACAACUUCCUACCAAAACAAGAAUUGUAAUAAUUUGGCAUUUACUGAACAGCUACGGCAUUGCAUCUACAUUAAAUACAUUGUAGAAAAUAUAAUGUAUCUAAAUCUUUCAAAAACAUUUUAAAAUUUAUAAUGAUGAUGCAUUUCUACUAUUCCAUUGCUUUUCAUAUAAAAAUCAAUUUUCAUGAAUAAUGAUGAUUUUAUUUCAAUUCUUUAGAUAAGACCUUUGAUUAAAUUGUGAUGUAUAGUUUUAGUAAUAUAACUUUAGUUAAAUAUUAGCAAUGGAUGAAUAGUAGAAGUUUAGGUUAUAGGUUUUCAUAAUUGUUUGCCCUUUUCAUUCAUAAUAAAUUUUCAAUAUGGGCCUCUUUUUGUCAUUCAUAUUUAUUGUUCAUGUCUACAUUGGAAUAAUCGCAUAAAAUUAAGAUCAUGUAAUUUGUAGAAACAUUUCACAACAUAUUUCCAAAUCUUGUUACUUUUCUGUUCAUUGAAUAUUCAAUAUUGUAGUUGGUGUUACUUAAAAUAUGACUUAAAUCA